CACACACACACUCAUGUUGUCUGUAGGUGAAUCAGGACAGACUUCAUGGAUUUAACAAGUUAUGAGAAAUACAAGUGUCAUUACAAAACUUGUAUUUCAGAGGCAACAAAUAAAAUACUGCCACUUGUAAUAUCUCCACACCUGGUGCUACUGUUACUUGUGUUGCUACUUUUUACCACCUUUAAAUAAAAAAAGGAACGCUUUGUCUCUUGAAUGCACUGAAUCUCAGAAACGAUCGAGUGAAGUUUUAAAAAGAGUCAACAACGUUCUUGAAAAUGACCUUUAAGGACUUCACAGCUCCAUCGUGUUUAUCUUUCUACACAGGCCUGCUCUGCCCCCUGCUGGUUGAUGGUGAAAACUACAGUUUGAUUGCUGUGCCUGACUGAUGAUGACACCUCACAUCAACCCCUGCUGUCUGGGCAGAGAGACAGGGUCGUGGGGAAGCUGGAGCCAAAUCCCUGCGUGAAUAUCCACAAACAACAAAGAGAAAUGGAAUAAAAGUUGUAAAGUAAAGCCGGUUAAAGGCAGAGGUCUGCUCGUCAUCAUCUAUCCAAUACAUCCCUACUUUAUCUUUAGAGGAGAGGAGAUCAUGGCACAUCUGGGCUGAUAUCUGUCGCCACUAAACACUUAUGGAUUCAGCGUCUUCCAUGCAAGGGAAACACUGUGUCAAGCACAACCACAGCACUGCAUGGUGAAUAAUUGACGAGCGCUCCCUCCCCUCCUCUCUCCUCCUCCUCCUCUCUGUGUCUCUUUCCAUCACUUUGUCUUUGUGGUGUCGCUCGUCGGGUGUUCCGGGCAGUGACAGCCCACCCUCCCCUGCCCCCAGCUGCUGCCAUCAUGUCCAGUUUCCACCUACUGGCGGCUGCAUGUUGACAGCUAUCAGCGGGGGAACGGACGGAAGCGCAGGAGCCGCAGCAGAAAGAGAAAAGUUGGCGUCAUGAAGGAGUUUGUGUUCCUCCUGCUGCUGCUCACGGAGGGUUCCUGCAGGACUCGCAGCAGCUGGUGUGAGCUGGGCUGCGAAUGUCGAGGAGAUCUCAAGUUCACCAUCUGCUCCAGGGCUCUCCUCACUCAGCUGCCCAGCAGAGUCGCUCCCGGCACUGAGCUCCUCGACCUGUCCGACAACAACAUUUCCGUCAUCCCCAAAAGCUCCUUCAGCAAGAACCGCAAACUCAGGGUCCUCCUGCUGCAGAACAACAAUAUCAGCGUGGUGGAGGAGGGCGGCUUCUCUCAGCUGGAGUUCCUGCAGAAACUCGACCUGAGCUGGAACCAGAUCGCCACCCUCAACGACGGUUUCUCCGUCGGCCUGACUUCACUGCGGGAGCUGCAGCUUUCCCACAACCGCCUGACAAGCCUGGACCCCCUGAUCUUCACACACCUGGACGGCCUUCAGAGGUUAAACCUGACCAGCAAUGCCAUUCAAACCAUCCAGGUGAGGUCAUUCUCCUCCAUGAGCACCCUACGGCAGCUCCACCUGGAGGACAACCGGCUGACGUCUCUGAAGAGCGGCAUCUUCUCCAUGCUGCGCUCCCUGGAGGUCCUCAACCUGGCCGGAAACCAGAUCAGAGAGAUGGAGAUAACUGUUUUCAAGCCACUUGUUAGCCUGACUCUGCUGAACCUGGCCAACAACCACCUGUCCACCCUCUCCUUUAAGACGUUCCAGAGCAUCCACACUUACAGCACCCACAUCCUGCUGGAGAGGAACCCCUGGAACUGCGAGUGUGACCUACAGAGACUUUUCCGGAAGCUCCGGACCAUCCAGAGGCUCUUCCUGGACGACUACUACAACCUGACCUGCGAGGCGCCUCCUGUCCUCCAGGACUACAGGCUGAUGGAUGUGGACUCAGAGUUGUGCAUCGCAGAAACGGUCACCGUGCUGAUUAUUACCGUCACUGUGGUGAUCACUGUGCUGGCUGCCAUGCUGAUGGGCGAGAGGAAGAGGAAGAAGAAGAAGAAGAAGCAGCACUGGACGCAGCAGGGGGAGCUUUCAGAUGAGUCGGACUAUUGAAUGAAACACACCUUCCUCCUUAUUUUAUUUGCUCCUGUCUGAAAGUUCACUGUCUGUUAUUUCACGUUUGUUCUCAGGAACUCUGCAGGUUAAAUCCCACAGCAACAUCUGCAACAUCUGCACCUUAGAAGCAAGAUUUGGCAUCGUGCAGUUCAAUUCUUUUCCUUUUUUUAUCGAAAUCAUACUGGAAAGAUUUUCUUUCUGCUUUGCACCAAAAAGCCUACAUAAGAUUUAUUUAACACUCUCACACACACACACACAAUACAUCUGCACUUUCUUUUUUCAAUAGAAUUAUAUUUAUUCAAGUCGCUCUCCAAUGAUUUGAAUGUUAAUAAGAAAAAAUGUGUAUUUUGUCAUAAAACCUUUAAAUAGUGACUAUAAUUUUUUUAUGUAAAGUAGUGGUGGUGGUGGUGGUGUGUUAUUAAUGUCCCUGAUGUGACUCUAAAUUUGUGAAAACAAUA
Solea solea (common sole) is the source of this 2466-nucleotide messenger RNA. Its product is annotated as leucine-rich repeat-containing protein 4C. NCBI's taxonomy places the organism in Eukaryota, Metazoa, Chordata, Actinopteri, Pleuronectiformes, Soleidae. Gene Ontology annotation, molecular function: protein binding. Bases 938 to 2005 code for a protein of 355 amino acids. The transcript has 5 exons. The record is from RefSeq and is a predicted model, not a curated record.